Molecule: messenger RNA, 1176 nt
Organism: Cynara cardunculus var. scolymus (artichoke)
Lineage: Eukaryota; Viridiplantae; Streptophyta; Magnoliopsida; Asterales; Asteraceae
Exons: 5
Coding region: 1-1176 (391 amino acids)
Source: RefSeq, a predicted model, not a curated record
AUGGAUGAAUUGGCUCUAGAAAUGAAGGGUGCACUUCAAACACUUGUUACACAAAAUGCCUCAAACCUAAGUGCYUGUAUGGAACGGUUGAACACUCUUGACCUUGAUAAAAGGGAUCCUCUUUAUAGAGCARCCGUUGACAUUUUUGGGCAGUCAACGUUUAUCAUGGACAAUCAUAUCAAAACUAUAAUUCUCAUCGUCGUAUUUUUAUACAUGUUCUACUUGCGACAAAGGCGUUUAAAAAGGAAAAGAGAUAAUAUGUCUGCAAUGACUGGAGCUCAAUUUACGAAUGAGCUCGUUGAAGGUAGUGAUCGGCAAUGUAUUGACUUAUUGCGAAUGUCACGUGAAGCUUUCAUUCGAUUAUGUGAUUACUUUAAAGCAAAAGUGUUGGAUAAAAUGAUGGAGUUUGCAAAAGAGAUCAUAGUUCCUACAUCAUUCAAUCCUAAUCCAGACAUCCCUGAGAAUAAUAGAAGGUUACGACGAAUAUUUAAGGGAGCAAUUGGAGCCUUGGAUGKAACUUUAAUACAUGCUAUCGUCCCUAUUCAAGAGCAACAUUUAUAUAGAGGACGAGGAAAGGGUGAAUGUUAUCAAAAUGUCUUAGCAAUUUGUGAUUUCAACAUGGUUUUCACAUUUGUUGUUGCCGGAUGGGAAGGAAUUGCGCAUGAUUCUAGAAUUUUGUYUGAAGCUUUAACAGAUGGUGAUAUUGRAUUUCCAUUUCCUCCUUYAGAUAAAUAUUACCUAUGUGAUGCUGCGUAUACAAAUACUCGAGGAUWUAUGGCGCCGUAUCGUAAUGUUAGAUAUUGGCUCGGAGACUUUCGUCGUCGACGAGCAAUGAACAAGUAUGAAAAGUUUAAUCAUUCUCAUGCAAAACUUAGAAAUGUUAUUGAACGCUCUUAUGGCGUCCUGAAAGCACGUUUUCCAAUAUUGAAAAGAAUGGCAUCAUUUACACUUGAGGUUCAAAGAGACGUUGUUAUUGCAUGUUUUGCGGUUCAUAACUUCAUACGGAAGGAAGGUUUAAGUGAUGAGCUAUUUUCUGAGUAUGAUCAAAUCAGCGAACAAGAGAACGAUGGCGCAGAUGAGGCUGAAGAGAUUCAAUCGCAUGAGAGUGUCGCUGACCAAACAUAUAUGGCUAGUUUAAUAGAAGAAAUUGCGACACAAUUACAAAAUGAAUAUUGA